Coffea eugenioides is the source of this 3101-nucleotide messenger RNA. RefSeq lists its product as uncharacterized. Bases 354 to 2801 code for a protein of 815 amino acids. The record is from RefSeq and is a predicted model, not a curated record. The transcript has 6 exons. NCBI's taxonomy places the organism in Eukaryota, Viridiplantae, Streptophyta, Magnoliopsida, Gentianales, Rubiaceae.
ACUACUAGCCUUUCUUCUUUCUCCAGCUCCCGCCUUCUCCAUAUUCCUUUUUUUCUUUCUUUUUUUUUUUUUUAAGAGUUCCCAAUUUUCACAACAGAAUUUUCAAUUGAAAAGUACAUAUGUCACCUUAGUUGAAUAUUCCUUCCAGCUGCCACAAAAGCUCAGCCUGAAAAACAGUUGGCCGGUGGUUCCAAGCCCGUCGGAGAGACUACGCCGGUGACCUAUCAGUGAGACCCAUCUCCUUCUUUGUUCUCAAAUAUAAUUCUUUGCAGUUUUUCGAGUGAAGCUGUGAAGGUUUACAAGAAUUAAUGAGAGUACUGCACACUGAGGUUCUAUGCUGGUAACUCGAGAAGAUGGCAAAUCAAGGUCAUACCAUAUUCCUCGAGGACUGGUUAUAUCAGAACAGUGGUAUUGGUGACACUAUAAGUUCCAGAAAGUCUUCUUUCUUAUCUGCCCAAGCCAUCAUCCAAGCUUGGACUGAUCUUAGGGACUCACUUCAAUCACAGUCUUUUGAACCUCAUCAUCUGCAAUCUUUGAAAAUCCUCUGUGGCUCUCAGAAUGUCCUUUAUGUUGCAGAUCCUCAGGCAAAGCUUCUACUUUCAAUUCUAUCCUUACCUAAUGUCUCUCUUCCACCUGAGUCGUAUCCUCUCUUUCUUAGGCUGCUGUAUAUAUGGGUCAGGAAAUCUUCCAAACAGUCUUUGAUUAUGAUUGACUCAACGGUUGAGGUUCUGUCAGACAUUUUCUCUGAGAAAUUCUACAUCAACAAAAGCUCAAGUUUCUUUUCUGAAGGUGUUCUCCUUUUGGGAGCUAUUUCUUUUGUACCUUCUGUAUCUGAAAAAUCCAAAACAUUCUGCUUGGAGUUGCUCUGCAAGCUAGUGGAACAGGAAUAUCAAAUGAUUGGUGUAUUGGAAGGAGUUCUACCCAAUGUUUUAGGGGGAAUUGGUUAUGCUUUAUCUUCUUCUGUGAAUGCCUAUUUUGUUUCAAUUUUAGACUUCCUUUUUGAGAUAUGGGAGAAACAGGAUGGUCCAUCUGCUAGUGUUCCUUAUGGGCUCAUGAUACUGCAUAUGGUUGAGUGGGUUCUAUCUAAUUGCAUAAACUCGCAUUCCACAGACAAAGCAGAUCUUUUUAGGAGGGUGAUGUUGGUAAAUAGGAAGCCCUCUUAUUCUUCAUUUGCCUUGGUCAUGGCUGCAGCUGGUGUUCUGAAGGUUCUCAAUAGAUCUGGAUCAAAUGAUUUUAUGCCUUUAAAAGUUUCUGCGGAGGAGCUGAUUGGAACAAUGGCAACAGACCUUGUAGCUAGAACUGGAGGUGUUAAUGCUUCUGGCACUGAACUUAGAGACAGUGUUCUCCUACAAUGUAUAUCCCUAGGUGCAGCUCGUAGUGGCUCCAUUUCCUAUUCUGCUUCUCUUCUUUUAUGCCUUGCUUUAGCAUUAUUAGGUGAGAUUUUCCCUUUGGUGCGCAUGUACCAGAAGAUGCUUGAUUUGUCUGUUGGCAGUUUCGAAGGACUUUUGGUUAAUGAGGUUAAAGAGCAUCUAGCCAGUACUAGUUUUAGGGAAGCAGGGGCUAUAACUGGGGCAUUUUGCAAUCAGUAUGUCUCAGCUGAUGAAGAAACCAAGAACAGUAUUGAAAAUCUUAUCUGGGAGCACUGUCAGGAGAUCUACUUGCAGCAUCAACAUGUUGCUUUUGUAUAUCAAGGUGUCAAGAGUGGGCUCCUUGGAGAUUUGGAGAAAAUUGCUGAAUCUGCUUUCCUUAUGGUUGUGCUUUUUGCACUGGCAGUCACAAAGUAUAGGUUAGGCCCUAAUAGUAGCCAAUAUACUCGCUUGACGCUUUCAGUUAGGAUAUUGGUUUCUUUUUCUUGCAUGGAAUAUUUCCGAAGGAUGCGUUUGCCUGAGUAUAUGGAUACAAUAAGAGCAGCUGUAGUAAGUGUUCAGGAGAAUGAAUCAGCUUGCGUCUCAUUUGUAAAAUCCAUGCCAUCUUAUAGCGAUUUGACAAGUAAACAUGCAGGUUUUUCCAACUUGCAGAAAAUGGAGUAUCUAUGGUCCAAUGACGAUGUACAGACAGCUCGGAUCUUAUUUUACUUGCGGGUUAUCCCGACUUGCAUUGAGCAUUUACCGACCUCUUUAUUUAGGAAGGUGGUGGCUCCAACUAUGUUUCUAUAUAUGGGACAUCAAAAUGGAAAAGUGGCUAGAGCUUCACAUUCAAUGUUUGUGGCAUUCAUUUCAUCCGGCAAGGAUCCUAACCAGGAAGAAAGAGCUUCAUUGAAGGAGCAACUUGUCUUCUACUACAUGCAGAGAUCUUUAGAGGGGUAUCCAGGGAUCACCCCUUUUGAAGGAAUGGCUUCUGGAGUUGCUGCAAUUGCUCGACAUCUUCCUGCUGGUAGCCCAUCAAUCUUUUACUGCAUUCAUGGUCUCGUUGAAAAAGCUAGUAGUAUGUGUGGUGCAGUCAACAGUGAGGACACUGAGUUGCAGAAGAUUAGGGAAGGAGGGUGGGAACUGUGUCAGAAAAUGGUAGAGUUGCUUUUACGGCUGCUUUCUUUGGUCGACAUACAGGUUCUACCGACUUUAAUGAAGCUGUUGGCACAGCUGAUUGUCCGACUACCUAAAGAUGAACAAAAUGUGGUCCUCGACGAGUUAUUUCAACAUGUUGCAGAAUCUGAUGAUGUUACUCGGAAACCAACAUUGGUUUCAUGGCUACAGUCACUGUCUUAUCUAUGUUCUCAGGAUACUGGUGAAAGAGGAACAGAUAUUAAAUCUGCAGAAAAUGCUGCUCCUUUGAAUCUGAAUGGAAUCAGUUCACGACUUUAAUUAUUGUUCUUUGUCCUCCCCCCUCCCCUCUUCUAUCCUCCUCCCUCCCUCCCUCCCUCCCUCCCUUCCCUGCAAGCAAGCAUUUAGUGGUAGCGGAGAAAUGGGGCAAGGAGAUUUAAACCCCUUCCCUGUUCGUGUAGCAGAGACUGGAAUGGAGGCUGCCGGGCAAGCCUAGUAAUAUAUUAUCGGAUAAGUGCUUUGCUUAUAAGAAUAGGUCUAAUGGGCUUUCCCAUGCACUGUAUUUUCUGUUGUGUAAAUUCAAGAAAUAUUACAGUAAUGAAAGUUUUCAACUUAAGAUAA